This is a messenger RNA of Dichomitus squalens LYAD-421 SS1, 1653 nucleotides long. Its product is annotated as DAHP synthetase. Lineage: Eukaryota; Fungi; Basidiomycota; Agaricomycetes; Polyporales; Polyporaceae. The transcript is spliced from 14 exons. Gene Ontology annotation, molecular function: 3-deoxy-7-phosphoheptulonate synthase activity. Gene Ontology annotation, biological process: aromatic amino acid biosynthetic process. The coding region runs from base 62 to 1561 and encodes 499 amino acids. The record is from RefSeq and is a predicted model, not a curated record.
GGAUUCUCUGGUGUCACUUGUGCUAAGUGUAUAUGAUCUCCAUAGGUUGCGAUUGACGAGUAUGUCUGACAAUGCUUGGAACCCCGGCUCCUGGAGAAGCAAACACGCAGCUCAGGACGUUGUUUACCAUGACCGCGAGAAGCUUGACAAAGUGCUCGCUAAAAUCCGGACGUUGCCACCUCUAGUGUCACCUUCUGAGAUUGAAAGACUUAGGACCCAGCUUGCUCAGGUGCAGCAUAACCGGGCUUUCCUCCUGCACGCUGGCGAUUGUGCAGAAAGCUUCGAUGCUUGCACACAUGAAAACAUUUCAAACAAAAUCGGUCUCAUCCUUUCGUUCUCGCUCAUCGUGAUUUGGGGGGCACGCAUGCCCGUCGUGCGUAUUGGCAGAAUUGCGGGUCAGUACGCCAAGCCAAGGAGUAGCCCCACUGAGAAGGUAGGCGACCGCGUAGUCACGAGUUUCCGAGGAGACAACGUGAAUGGUCUCGACCCCGAUGACCGGACUCCAGAUCCUAACCGGAUGCUCAGCGCUUACUUCCAUUCGACCGCAACACUCAACCAUGUCCGGAGUUUACUUACAUCAGGCUUUGCGUCUCUGCACCAUCCGGAGGAUUGGUCGCUCACCCACGUGCGUUCUCCUGCAUUACGUGAAGAGUUCGGGCGCAUCACGGAGGGUCUCUCCGAUGCCUUGGAAUUCACACGGACGAUUGGUCUGGGCAAGGACAGCGUCAGCUACGAACAGGGCGGCGGGCGUGGCGCCCUGGGAGAAGUCGAUUUUUACACUAGCCAUGAAGGUCUCAUGCUAGAUUUCGAAGAGGCGAUGACGCGCGAGUUCGCUAUACCUUCUUCUCUUGCCUCUUACACCUCCGAUGGCACCAGGACGCCACCGCCAAGGGUUCACUAUAACACAUCGGCACACUUCCUGUGGGUGGGUGACCGUACAAGGCAACUCGACGGCGCGCACAUAGAGUACUUCCGUGGCAUCCGGAACCCGAUUGGUGUCAAGAUCGGCCCAAGUAUGGACGCCGACGAGCUCGUCCGAUUGUUGGAAAUUGUCAAUCCGAACCGUGAGGACGGCAAGGUGACGCUCAUCACCCGCUACGGCGCUGGGAAGGUCGAGGCAUGCCUCCCGGGCCACAUCAAGGCUGUCCAAGUGUCCGGUCACCCUGUCAUCUGGAUUUCUGACCCGAUGCACGGCAACACUUUGACGUCCUCAACCGGGCUGAAGACUAGGAACUUCGGCACGAUCAUCAGCGAGCUGACGUCUGCCAUCCGCAUUCACUCUGAGUGCGGAUCGCGCUUGGGUGGCGUCAGCCUCGAGUUCACGGGAGAACUCGCAGACGACGGGUUCAGCGUCACGGAGUGUCUGGGUGGCAGCAUGAAGCUGAGCGAAGACCAGCUCCCGCUGAGGUACCAGUCGUUCUGCGAUCCGAGAUUGAACUUCGAGCAGUCGCUUGACGUUGCGUUCCUCAUCUCGGACCACUUCAAGAAAGAGAGGACUGGUGCAAAGACGUCCUACGGCGAUGUCUUGUACUCAGAGCUCGGAGGGCGCAAGCUGGCGUAAUACUGACUGAGAAGAGGUCACGCAAGAAGCACUUGUGCCAACAUGUUGUCCUGUUGUAGUUGUAGGACUGUGUGUAUCAAAGUGUCCGGGUU